Molecule: messenger RNA, 12611 nt
Organism: Heterobilharzia americana
Lineage: Eukaryota; Metazoa; Platyhelminthes; Trematoda; Strigeidida; Schistosomatidae
Source: the annotation of a GenBank genome assembly
AAGGUCGUCUCGAGGCGCUUUGUUCAAAAUUGUGCGUUUAAAGCUGACCAAAGAGUGGUCAUCACUGUAAGGCUAUUUGGACAUAAGACGGGUUAGAAGCCCUCAAGAAAUUCGUAAACUAUGAAUUCCACACCAGUGACAGAAUUCGACUUUAUAUCUGCACUUCAAGCUGUUGGAGCCUCACAUAAAUUAGAAGAGUCGACUACAUCAUCAUCUGAAUCAAAAUCAACUUUGAAUGAUUUAUCAAUGGAAACAAUAUCAAAUGCUUCAUCGGAUUCAUUUCCAGUCUUUGGUCGCUCCGAAUCUUUUCGUAUUAUCCACAAUCUAGUUGAGGGCUUAUUACAAGUACAAACACGUGAUUCAUCUACAGCACCUCGUCACUUAAAUGCAGUACUAUCAUCACUGUUACGAUUUCUUAAUGAUUCUAAUUCUGAUGUACGCAUAGCAGCAGAUGAAGGUUUGAACAAAAUUAUAAAGUUCUUACGCUCAAGUAUGACACAUUUAAUUUUAUUUGAACUAUUUAUGGAACUGAAACGUAAUCAGAAACCAAGGUCUGUGUCAGUUGCCAUGUCAAAGUUUGCUGCAUUGGCUUCACAAAUCAGAACCUCAAAACGCAGAUUCUAUGCUAUCAACUUACUGUCGGCUUUUAUUUCAAUAUGUGAACAAGAGGAUGAUUUACUGUAUGAGAAUUUGAUUGAUUCCUUCGGACAAAUUGCAAAUGAACUGUUCUAUUACGCAACUGAAAAAGAACUACGUAGUUUUCUACGUACACAAUUUAAAAGAUUAUCAUCAAGUAAAGCAUUAGUACGUCGUUCAAUAGCUCAACUGCUUGUAAUCACAUGCCAAUCAUCGCGUGUACCACUCACUUUAUUACGUUACUUACUUCAUUUAGUACUAGUGGAAAUGGAUUCACUCACUGUUGAUUCUUGUACAGAACCGGCAAAAACUAAUAGUGACUUAUCAACAGCUUAUAGUUUCAUCACAUAUUAUUGGACAGGUUUAUUCAAUACAAUACGUUAUAUAUCUAUUGGUUGGGAACAAAUUUCAAAUAAUUUUACGAAGAGUUCAUCUUUUCUAAAUUUACAUAUACCUCUGAAUUCAUCAAAACACUUAGAUUUUCUAAAUAAUCUACCUUCUCGAAUAAAUGAUCCAGAAAGUCCAGAACUACCUAUUACAGAUGACUCAAUUCUUCUUUCAUCAAAUCAACACAACCCAGAUACAGAUGAUUCUUCAAGAAAACUACCCAUCCAUAAAACUGAUUACUCAGAAUUAGAUAAUAAAAUGUGGUCAAAAGUAUUUUUUACUUGUUUACAUCAUGGAUGCAACCUGUCUUCCCUAAAUUCACUGAUGAUACAGACAGCUGCUUUGGAGGCUUUUGUACAAUUGUUGACUGUUAGACGUCCCCUUUUUUUGUAUCCUUCUAUCUGGCUUACAAGUAUCACGUCAUCAACAUCACCAUCCACAACAACCAAUCAAAGUUCAGUUAGCGAUAUUAUUGCCAAUGAUAUGUUGUAUGAUAAAACAAACAAGUCUUCACCUCAGCAGGAUGAACUCAGUGUUCAUGCUAGUUUUCAAAGUGAAACUUAUGAUGUUGUUCCAACCGACUGUUUACUACAAAUACCAUCCUCAGAGUCUGUCAACAGUAGAAGUCCCGAAUCAGAUUUCCAGUCUGUAGACAGUCGUGGUACAUUUUUCAUCAGAUCAGUUUCCUCUUCAAGCUUAUCUUCCUCUGUGAAAAUGGAUUCAAAUGAGACAACUUCAAAUGAAGAAGAGAUUCGUAAUCAGUUAUCUGUUGUUCGUGCUAAACUGGCAAAAGAUGAAGAAAAACUGGUGAACAAUGAAAAUAUUGAUGUGUUCAGUGAUUUUGGUUAUGACAUUAUUGAAGAUUCAAUGAGGAAUGUACAAUCUGUUCAAACUGAUGAUAGUCAUGACUCAACGAAUGAAAAUGAACACAUUCAAGAUGUAAAAGAAACUCCUGUUCAUCAACCAAAGUUUUAUCCAUUAAGCCUAGUUGAUAUUAUUAGCCAUAUGAACAGUGAAAAUGAACCGAUAAAUGUGAUACAAGCUGAUUGGCUACUACCCUUUCUUCUAUUGUCAUUUGAUAUGAUGCCUAAAACUGUUGACAAUACAAAACUCCAAUAUGAAUGGCCAAGACCUUUAACACUACCACGGACUAGUUUACAUUUACUUAUUAUUAAUUGUCUAACCAAUUUAGCUCAAUUAAACCCUAUGUUUUUCUUUGUCCAAUUAAAUGGGAAUCAAUGCUGCCCUAGUGAUCAACUCAGUCGGGAACAUGUUCAAUGGCCAACUGCAGUUGACGUGAUUCUGGAAUUUCACAAUAGUAGUGCAGAUCCACAAGUUCAAGGUCAACUCUGUGUGCUCAUCGGCAAUUUGAUUAAUGCGUGUUUAAUUUGGCAAAACCUGAAUUGUGAUGAGUUUAAUGGCUUAUUGAACAAACAGAGCUGUCAACAGCUGUCGGUGCACAAAAGCCUGGAAUGUCUUUUCAGUCAACUAGAAACAUAUUUAAACUCGAAUGUUUCUGGUAUAACAUUCCGAUGGGCUUUAUCCGGUUUACGAGCAUGUUCUGGUGCUUUACUUUCGUGUAAUAGGCUUACAUCAUCAUUAUCAUUAUGCUCAGAGAAAUCACACAUAUCAUCUGAUAGAGAAUUAAUAAUCCAUCGUUUUAUGAAGGUAUUAACCUCAGUUGUAAUUCAUGCAUCACGUCAUCCUUAUCGGUUAGUUCGACGUGAAUUAUUAAAUCUUAUCAUGGAAUUUGAUUGGGCAUCUGUUUGUUACUUGGAGGAAAUACAAAGAACUCAUGAUUUUGCAAAGUGUACUUGGUUUUCUGUAAAGCCAAUGAGACUAAUUGAUUUAACAUGGACAGAAUGUUGGCGCAUUCUUUGUGACGCUGAUCCUGAUUUGCGUGAACAGGCUUCGAUUGCAUUGAUUGCUUUAUGCUCAAAUCUGACGAGUGGUAUUAAUGAUAAUUUAGGUAUAUCUAUUGGCGAGUUAUUACCGAAUCGCGUUAAUCGUAGUUUACAGUUCUGGUUACCACAGUCAUAUUCACAAACUAAGUCAAAUGUUUCAUGUUUUGGAUUAGUCGGUUGUUUGGGCACCUACAGUUUACCUCCAUGCUUGUCCACUUUACCAUUGGAGAUGGAUGUUGGACCCGUUGGACGGCAGUUCUGUCAAUCAAAAAUGUCUCAAUUGUUACAUUUGGAGAAAGAAAAUAAUAACAAGCUUAAGCCAACGGAAUAUUUUCAACCAAACAGUACAGGAGCUACACGUCUUUUUCGCAACUGUCUAACUGCUUUGAUGGAAUUACCGUGUUCUAGUUACUUACCCGAAGACCAUUAUAUGCUGCUUGGUGUGGUCAGCUGCUUGAAUCGCUUAAUUGGAUUCUCUCAUUUACUCAGUUAUUCUCACUUGUGGUUUGAGUUACCGUCACCAACAGAUAAUGUAUCGUCAAAUGGUCAUCAAGUGGAAACUUCUAUACAACCUUCAAGUCGUAGAUCACGUCUAUCAUUGUUGUCGUGGCAUAGUCUUACUCUUUUAUCAUCAGUUCCUAUAACGUCUACUGAUUUGGAGCUUCAUUCUUCAUUGUUACACUUAUGUACUGGCUGUAUAAUACGUUGGUCUAUUUUUACACUGUUGGAUAAGUCCUCAAGGAGUGACAAGAAUAUUGAUCAUUGUAUUGAAUCCCAUAUUCCAAGUAGUCAAAAACCAUUCACUCGCUUCGCCUUAGCCUUUAUGCAACAUCUAAUGAGGGUUUGCUGCAUUCUAUGGCAUGUUUUUGAAGGCAUUCCUCUGCCACAACAGAACCAAUCAGAUUCAGUAAUAUCUAAAAUUCCUAUCGGUUCAAUGUACUCUGGCAUAUCAGAGACGUUUAUGCAUACAGUAGCAAAUAUAGCUCAAACAAGUACCAAUUUCCCUCUAAAUAAAAAUAAUCAAGAUACAACUAUCUCCUCAAAUAAUAUUGGCAAUAGUGCUAGUACAGAUGCAACCAGUAAAAGAAAAUAUUAUGGGACAAAAUUAAGCGGUUCAUUAAGAAAACAUUUACCAGUACCUCGUUACUCGCCAACAUCUCCAACCUCAAAUCUGGGAUAUUUUGCCAACCUACCACAUUAUGUGUCUUUGUAUAAAACUGUUAAGACAGCAUAUAAAACGUUCAAAAUAUCAUCUGAUUUAACUGGUUCUCAUGAUAGAUCAAUGUAUUUACUACAAACCUGUCUAUACUCUUUUGGUCGAUUAUUGGAAAAUCUUCAUUUCAAUGAAAUCGCUCCAUACGCCGAUGAAUUACUGAUGUAUUUAUCUUCAUUUUAUAAUUGGCAACCUGGUGGAUGUUUAGAAUUGGCGACUCAGCUACUUCGAGCAUUUGUGGGUACAAACCUUUGUAAUCAAUGGGAUGAUCAGUUAUCACGAUUGUAUUCAGAAGCCUUAAACUCUACAGUUUUAUAUCAAUGUGAAAAGAAUGAAGAGGAGAAAUCUAUAAAUAACAAUCAUAAAAGUACUAUCGAUCACCAUAUUCGUAAACUACUGCUACAAAAUAAAACUGUUACAAACUAUUUACUCAAUCAGAAUGCAGUAAAAGAGGAUAGGGCAUGCUGUUGGAUUACAAGGCCAGAAUUUCAUCAAGCUCCAAUUUCCGCUUGGAUUCGAUUCGCUCGUCAACGUCGUAUUCCGAUCGGUCUUGAGUAUGCUAACAGUGCAGAUCGAGCAUCAAUUCAAACGAUGACUAUGUCAGCGCUGAAAAUAAAAUCUGAUGUUCAGUUGUUUUUUAAACGUCUUGAACACAUUGUCCUACGUGGUAUAGAAAAUUAUAAAUGGACAAAUAGUUAUUCACUUCAAGCUGGUAUAUUGGAUUUACUUAUUCAUCUAAUAUACUUACGUAUGAAUUAUUGCCAACUUGAUGUACAACAGAAAUUUCUCAAUACUGUGAUUGGUCAUUGUGAAAAUUUAGCCACAGAAAUUCAACGUAUUGAAACAAUCUCAUUGAUGAAUAUUAAUUCAUUGUAUCAUCAACAGACUAGCAAAGGAAGUCAUCAUUCGAAUUAUAAUAAACGUUUUUCGUUAUCAUCAUCAUCAUCAUACUCUGCUUUUCGUGGUGAAUGUCAUAGUUCUGACUUACUUCUGUUUCCUACAAUCAAUUUAAGAGAACCAACUAUCCUUCAUCAGCAUCAACGUCUUGUCAAUGCUAUCUUUCGUUUCUUAAUCAUUUUAACAUAUCAAAAUCUUACUAUCUCAUCAAUAUCAUCUACAUCAUCACCUUCAACAACAACAUCCUUAUCAUCUAAACAUACUGAUUCAAUUAGCGCAGAGAAUUCAGUUAUUGCUACUAUGUCGUCUACCAGCACCAUUGGUAAUGAAAAUGAAGAAGCAGUCGAUUCGCGUCUUGUUGAAUUAAGUCAAGUUGUACAUUUAGCAGAAACAUUGGCAGCAGAAACUCGAGACCCUAGUGGUGUUGUAUUGACUGCUAUGAUCCCAGUUAUUGUUGAUCUAUUUGUUAUUCAACAACCAAUAAAUCAACGAAUGUACAAGCAAGCUGAGAAUAAUGACUCAAACAAGAAAUAUAGAAUGCUACAAGCAGAUGCUCAACGUGAAACUAUUUUCAGCUUCCUUCUACGUCGACUUAGUCACUUACCAGCUUGUUAUGAUCAAAUAUCACUGAUACUUGAAGAGGUCAAUAUUUCAACAAAAAUGUGUACAACUGAAAAUGUUAUACCUUUAAUUGACAGUUUGAUUCAGAUCUCAGAUCAUAUUCUGUCUCAUCAGGCUGCUGGUACAGCUCAAAUUGAUAACUGUGCCGAUUUUGAUGCACUUCAACGUCUAUUGAAUCAUAUCAUUAUAAUCAUUCAUUCUUUGGAUGGAAAUGAAUCAUCUUCUCUAGUGUGGAAUCUUAUCACUAAGGUUGAAGAAGUUUACUAUGGUGAAAUUAAUCCUAAAAUCCUUUUAGACUGCUACAACAUAACUCAUUUUAUACGUUGGACUGUAACACAAGUGUACUGUAGUCGUUUCUUCUUUCAUUUACUUAAUUGUGGAAUGAAUUCACCUCAACCGGCUGGUUACAAUAUCUCGAAACAAGUUACAAAAAUGUUUGAACAUUCGCUUGUCGUAUUUCAACAAAUUGUUCAAGGCAUUAAAUUUUUCGUACUGUAUGAUCCAUCGUCUGUUGGUCAGUUAACUAGUCUGCGAUUCGAUUAUACACGGAAGUCUACUAAUAUGAUUCUUUUGAUGCAUUUAUCACUGACUCAUGUACUUCAUCUUACGGAACUUGUGAGGUCAGAUCUUUGGAAAAAUAUUCAUUGGGAUGUCGGGAACAUUACCUCAGUAAUUCAAGAUAUUCAUAAACAAAUAUAUACACUUGGGAAAUAUGAACCAUUAUUGUGUGUGUUAUGGUAUCAUCUGAUCUAUGCAAAAGAAUUGGAUUUUAUGAAUAUGUUGACGAGAACUCCUCGAUCUGGUAAUAAUGAUGAAUACCAUUAUAUCUCAACUGAAGUAUUCUUGCCAAAUUUCUUUGGUGAUUUAGAAUGGCCCAGUAUAAAUUCGGAAAUUGUAAAUCAGUCAUUAUUGAUAUAUUAUAUCCAAUCACAAUUAAAUAUGAACACGGAAGUUGGUUCUAUCCUCCAACAUCUUUUACUGCCAGUAGCUGACUGUUAUGAGAAAUAUUCUUCCCGAGGGAAAAUUCUACGAAUACUAAAUAUGUGGUAUCUUAAUGAGCCUGUAAUUUGUACGUUUACGGCAUUGUUAUUGAAAUCGAAGACUGCAUGUCAACGAUUUCAUAAUGCGUGUAUGGAGAACCUUUCUUUCAUGUCACUUGGCCAAAUACGCUUUGUUCUGAAUAACAUGUUUAAUGAAAUUCAUUCAGAGUCAGUGAAUUAUCAACUCGAAACAUUAUUCAGCAUAUUUCUCACAUCUCAAUGUAAAACUGUACAGUCUGAAAAGAAUAAACAUUGUGCAUCUUGUGUAAGAAGUGGCCUACCGAUUAGUCUACGAAUAAUUGCAUCAGCUAAAACUUGUAAUAUAUUGGAAUGGAUCAUUCAAAGUAAUAAUAAUCCCGAGAACAUAAUAAAACAUCACGUCUUGGUAGACUAUCGUUCACGUUUGACAUCACUGGAGAAUAACUUAAAGUCCAAUCGACUUCUCAGUUUACUUGACCAACUUGUCGCGUGCGUAAGUAAGAAACGUGAACAAAAUGCAGAAUAUAAUCUUGCUGGGAAGAUGACGCAUAGCAAUAUCGAGUCAAUUUUAAAGCAACCUAACGAAAUUAGUUGGUUAUUGAAUUCAGCAAAAGAUCUAUUAAAUAAUCGUGAUUUGUCGGCCACAUUGAACGGUAUUCGACUUAUUCAUGCAUUGUUAGAGUGUACUACUAUUAAAGAGAAGAAAAUUUCAACUAUUCUUAAUUCAGUUUGUCUUCGAUGUUCACCACGAAUGCUUUAUUAUGCCUUAGUACGGGGUUCUUCAUCUGCAUCUACAUCAUCGUCUACUUGUAUUCCUUCAACACCUGAUAUUACUAGUCUGCUGCCUAAAUCUGGUCCAAAAACAUCACGUAUCACUCCUUGUGUCAAUGUUCUAUUCCGAGUUGCUCAAAAACUCCUCUUCAAAAAUAUACAAGAUAUUGUAACAAAUCCUAUUGAAUUAUUCAAAGAAACUUCAGAUUCAACAUUGGUGGAUUCUGUACAAGCCUAUUUGACUGGUUUAUCGUCUGCAUUAUUAGAAUUUCUUCGAGUCCUACCACAUUUACCGUCAGUCGAUCUAGUACCAAUUGAAAGAGAAACAGAUGCAUUAAGUUUUCUACUCGUUCUUAUUGAGUUCUUCUUCUUCUCAAUGGGUUAUCCAUAUACUCAAGUAACCAGUGUUUGUUCAGGUUGUGGUGGUGGUACUGUUGCUGGCAGCGAUUCAAUAACCCAACCACAGACUAUAGACAAAGAUACUAAUUAUAUACCUAAAAGACACUUCAUGAUAUCUGUAACUCUGAUACAAAAUACUCUUCGAUUAUUGAAUUAUGUUUUACAAACAGCAUCAAAUCGUUCUGCUAAAGGAGUUGAUUUAUUCGGUGGAGAUGGAAAGAAAAUUCUGUCAAUUUUCCUUGUUUUUGUUUGGAUGAUCGAUAAGUCAGCGUGUCUUUCUGAGUACACCACUUUCUGGUCUAAAUCAACAAAUGAGCAUAUGAUGCAAGCUGUACAUAAAAUACUAACUGAUUGUACUCAACGGACAACAGCAGUAACAUCGUUAACAGAACUGUCCACAACAAUCCUAUUGAAUAAUUUACUCAUUCCUAUCUAUCCACCUACCAUGGGUAUAUGGUGGCCUGAUCCUCUCUGUGCAUCAACCUUAUCACAAUUCUGUGCAACAAGUGUAGCAUGUGCAUCAUUUGCUGCACUGAAUUCUACAUCCUCUUCGAAUUCAACAACGACUCAUCAAACUAGAUCAGGUAAUAUAAAUCUACAAGGAGGUUUAAUUCAACCAUGUCAACUAAUUGGAAAGUGUAGAUUGAUACGUUCUAAUUUAGACCUACCAACAGGAUCGGAUACAGUCAAUCAAUUGAAUAUUUGCACUUUAGGAAUUUCUCGUCUUCUGCAUACUUUGGAUGUGUCAAGUUCACAUGGUUACAGUUCAAUGAAUACAUCAUUUCAUGAAUCAGAUCAUGUUAAGAGAUCAGAUUUUUUAAAUUCAUUUGUAAAUAUGGAUUUAGAUCAUUUAACAUUGAACAUUACACAUCUUAGUGCUAUGGGUUGGUUGGAUCGUAGAGAAUUUGAACGUAUAUGGACAACAUACUUGGAAUUAUUAUCAUCUGCAUCAGAUACAAAUCAAAAUAUCUAUUCAGUUUCCUUAGAAUCGAAUAAUGCACAGUUGACAAGCUCCGAAGAACUGAUUGAAUGCAACCAAUCUAUUGUAAUUGGUCUUCGUGGUUUAACACGUUUACUCAUGGAUACGUCUUUGAAACCUCAACCCGGUGAUACACUUUACUCUCGAAUGCAUCAUCAUUCUCGUCUCGGUAUACCACAUUUCUCUCACACAAAACUUGGUCGAAAAUUGAUCUCAAUGUUAUCUUUCAUUGAACAAGAACGGAACUAUUUAAACAAGUCUAGUGAAUAUUCUAUGAAUACAUAUUCAAUACACUCAGAAUAUUGUAUGAAUCAAUUGAAUGAAACAGUUGACAUAAUCAAUUUAGAACGUUUAACUAACUCAUUCAUAGAUGGUCCAAGUCAAUUUGCAGUGGAUUGGUCUAUUCAACGUUUACAUAUGCGAGAAAAUUUGAAUACAAAAUCAGUUUGGUCUAACAAUGAAUCUGUUCAUGAAAUAGAUAAACUUCAGUCUUCAAUAAAAUCAUCUACUAGUCGUCAAUCUCUUAUCACUAACCUUCCAGUUUCAAAGAUUAAUCCUCGAGCACCUAGUAUUGUGACAUUGCAAAGUUAUGAAGAUCCUCUCUUCUCAUGCCUUCAAUCGUUACAAUUAUUUUACCAUUCGUGCCUUAAACCAGAACCCUCCCCUUUAAGAUCUGAUAAUGAAGAUAUAAACAGUCUACUAUGGGGUAAUUCAAAAGUUGUCGAUCUGUUCACAUCGAAUCCAACUACUAUCUCCACUUCUGUGUUGAAUAAAACUCCUACCUCUAAACAGACUACACGGAAUAAUACACCAUCGAUAAAAGGACCAGCUUUUGAUGUUUGGCAGUCAAUUCUUCAAUCAGCUAUUAUCCUGUCUGAUCUAUUUACAACACAAGAACAAUUUAUCUGGUUAAAUGAUCAUUUACAAGAUGCUGUGAAACAAUUACCAAUAUGGAAUGAAUUUCAAUCACCUAUUCAUUCAUGGUUAGCAUUAGGUAUUGCAAAGUGUACUGCAGUCUUAGAGUUAAUCAAUAGUUCACCAAAUAAUAUACAUGUACUUCAAUCAAAUUCUUUAGAACCAGCUGUUAAACAAUCAAUGAAUGCAAUUAAUUCUAGUUUAUUAACAGUACAAAAUGCUGGUUUACAUAGUUCAAUGUAUUUAUUACAUACUGCAUUAUUGAUUAGAACACAACCAUAUCAACAACAAUUACAACAGCAUAGUCCACCAACUGGUUCAAUAUUAUUAAAUGAACUUUAUAUAAAUUUAUGCAAUUAUCUGGAAAAGAAGAUAAACACCAUUUUUUCUAAUUCAAUAACAACAGCAUCAAAUUUAUUAAGCACUGAACCAUCAACUAACAAUGAGCUGUCGCUUUCAUUAACUGGGUCAUCUGGUAUGAAACGAUUUAUGCAAGCUGUACUUCAUCCAGGUGCUGCUAGUAAAAUUAUGAAUAUUCCUAAUGUGGAACGUGAAUCGUCCAUGAUGCAUAUAUCAAAUGUUGACCUGACUGAUCAUAUAGAAAGUCACCAAUUAAUUGUUCUGUCAACUGCCUUCUUUUUAACUGAACAUUUUUCUGGCCCACCAGUAUAUCCGAUAGUAACAGACUCAGGUAUGGGUAUUACAGAGAUGUUAUCUGGUCUUACAGCGAAUCUCUUCCGAUUAGCUCCAUCAAUGCUUGGUGAUACCCCUGUGGUGAAUCGAUUAAAAAGUGUGGGAUACAUUCAAAGUUCAUCGUUGAGUACAGGGACUACUGUUGAUUUAAGCUACCCACUUUCCGUUCAUAUGGCAUGGUGUCAAGGUAUUGAACGUCUCAUUCAAACUGGUCGUCUCGGAAAAGGCGCUAUUAGUAGUUUACAAAAAAUGUGCAUUAGUCGAAUACGAACCUGUCGUUCAGCCCAUAUCAGUUUUCUUGCUAUCCGUCUAUUAUUGACUUGUAUGUAUGCAAAUUUGGGUCGGUUAACUCAUCGAAUUCAGCAUCACCGACAGCAUCAGUUCAUGUCAACUACCCAGAAGUCAGACGAUAAUUUUAAUUCACGAAUUCAUGAGACAAAAAAUGAUCAGGUUACUGUACCAAGUGAAAAUGAUUCAAAAAUGCCUAGUCAAUCCACAGCAAAAUUUGAAUCAAAAGUAGCUGAUUCUGAUUCACUGGAGUCAUUACCUUCUUCAAUUCUACAAGAUUUUGAAAAUAUUUCAGCUCUUAUACAAGAAUCUCUUAAUUGUUUAUGGGAAAGAUUUCGUGGUGGUAUAUCACUUGUCAAUUCUCCAGUUCAAUCAACUCAUGGAUUACAAAUUCCUUGGACAAUGAGUGCAUGGACAAGUGUUAUUGAAGCUCGUCUAAUUGCCAGAUUGUUACCUUUAAUCAGUACUGAUAUAGCUCAAACAAUUGUUAGUUUACUAGGUAAACCAGAUACAAUGAACAAACAGUUUAAUGAUUCAUCGUCAAUAAUUGGUUGUGACACCUUGACGAAUUCUGUUUUAAAUAAACCAUUGGGUGAAUUCGCUCGUGCUGAUCAUGCCUUUCCAAAUUUAGCUGCUUCAAAUUUAACAGAGUUAUUUGAACGAUUUAUGCAAAAUGAAAAUGGUCAAAAUUUAAUUCGACAAUGGAUACUUCUUUCAUUCCCUACUCUUUUGAGUCGUCAACCGUCUGAUUUAGCCAUAUGGGCUUGUACUGUUUGUCUGUUGGCUGCAGCUACUGAUCAUAAACUACGAGCAGCAUUAUAUUUAUGCUAUGCAUACAAGUUACCCAACUCGGAAUCAACCAAUUCAUGGCAUACAACUAUCAAUAAUUCUCCUGUGAAUGCCUCACUUUUCAAUUCUACUACAAAUUUAUGCCUAAUUGAUCUUUUAUGCCUAGCAGCUUAUCAUUUUGUCACAGAUGGAUUGUUGAAACCUCUUCCAGUGUCAGAAUCCAAGAGUACAGUAUUCAAUCAACGUCAAGCUGAACGUAAUCAUUUUCUUCUUAUGAUUAAAGAUCAUUGUGAUACAAUCAAUAACAGUAUUGAUGAUAAUCACAAUAUUAGACGAAAUUCUUAUCUCAUUGAAGAAGAAUGUAAAACUAACUAUUCUCUAUUCUAUCAAUUGUACACAAUAGUUAGACAACAAGUUGAAAUAGAUACUUUAUAAAACAACAGAAAUAACACCACCACCACAUGGCUGUGCUUUUUUCUGAAAAAUAACAAGUGAAUUAAUAAGCAAUUCAAUUUAUUCAUUUAUUUAUUAUUCCUUUUUCUGAUGCACUAAUCCUCAUUCAUGUUUUAAUAUAUGCAUACUAUUUUGUAUAAUGUCAUUUAUGUCAUUAUAUUGCCUGUGUUCGGAUAUGAUAAGUCUUCAUGAUGACCGUUUGUAUACAGCAUAUAUGAUCGUAGUUUUGCUUCUCUCUCCCUCAGUGUGUGUAUACAAUCGCGUGCGUGCGUAGGUGUAUGUUUAAUUUUGGUCUGCAGAUCAGCCUGAGUGAUUUCCCACUACCCAAGUUGUUCAUUAGUAGUAUGUAUUAAUUUUCGUCUCUUUUCGGCCAAUAUCUUCCCCAACACAAUUUGAAAUUGUGUUUGCUUUUUUUAAAAAUUUAUUUAUUUAUUUUCGAAACUGUUUUUCACCAUGUUUACUUGAUUUGUUUCAUACUUGACCUCUGUCAAAAGAUGUGAUAUGUGUUAGUGAUGUCAAUGUUAUUUUCCUUUGGAUAUGAUCAUGCCAGGGAAAUGCAUUUAACACUGCCUAUCUGAUUAACCAACUGACUUUAAACGUCACCUUAGCAAAAACUGAAAUAACCAAUCAGACUUCUCUGUUUUAUG